AUGAAGCUCUCAAUUAGCCUCCUAGGCUACUCAUCCAGCCUCUUCACCGUCUCUCACGCCUCAGCCUUCAACUGGGACGCCAUAACACCAACAUGGGACCUCCGCUACACCCAAUGCUACUCCAAAUUCGAGUGUGCCCGCAUCCUCAUGCCCCUAGACUAUCUCAACACCACCGACAACCGCACCGUCGCCAUCGCCGUCCUCAAAGUCCCAGCGACAGUGGACGUCACUGACCCAGCAUACGGCGGCACCCUCAUGGUCAACCCCGGCGGGCCAGGGGACUCUGGAAUCGUGCACAUGCUCAAGAACGGGCGCUACAUCCAGCACCAGAUUGACGGGCACAAGCACUACGAGGUAUUGUCCUUUGAUUUGCGCGGCGUGGCAUACAGCACCCCCCGUGCGGACUGCUAUUCCAACGAGGCGGCACGAGAGGCAGCGACAUGGCAGAGCCGUGGGCUAGGAGAUCUGGAUUCUUCUGACGAGGGACUGAAGAAGCAUCUUGUCUUGUCAAAGGCGUAUGGGUACCAGUGUGCACGGUAUAGAGAUGAAGGUGUGGAUUUUAACAUCCAUGAGUAUACGUCUACCGCGUCGAUUGCAAGAGAUAUGCUACGAUUGGUGGAUGAGACGGAGGCAUUAAGGCAGAAGAAGCUCGAAGUGCGGACAGCGGCUCAAGUGCCUUUGGGUGGUGGCAACAAGGAGCCUAGAUUAAUGUACUACGGGACCUCGUACGGGACGAUAUUAGGAAAUACGUUUCUGUCCAUGUUUCCGGGGCGAGUGCGGAGAAUGAUGCUAGAUGGUGUGGUCGUGCCAGAAAGCUGGAUUGAUGUUGACUGGAGCGGCAAUUUCAGAGAUACCGAAAAUGCAAACGACUACCUCUACCAGACGUGUUUCAAUGCCAAAUCAAACUGUACCCUUCGGAAAGAUACCGAUAAAUCUUGGCACGACAUCCAACGCCGCGUCGACGAACUGAUUGAGCGUCUCAAUGCGGAUCCUGUACCUGGGCCAACUGACAAUGGACCUGAAAUCUUCAUCACCGGCUCAGAUAUAAUGGGUCUCAUCUUUUCGCAGCUCUACUCGCCAUUGGACUUCUUCGAGGGUCUCUCUACUACACUUGCGCAAGCCAUCGACGGGAACUACACACGCGUUAUUCGGAGCCUUGUGCCACCCACACCUGCAAAGAAUGGUGAGGACGAAGAGCCUGCAGACGGGAUAAUCCGCUGGUUCACAUGGAUGUCCUCGACAUUUGCGUCCAUUGCGUGUGCCGACGCCAACGACACGACUGGCCAGCCCCUCCAACACUGGAAACGUCUCCUUCAACGACUGGAGAAUCAGUAUCCGAAACUAGGCGCCAUGACGGCAUCGACGUCAAUCCUGUGCUCUGGUUGGCAGUCACAUCCCAAGUAUCGCUUCACCGGACCGUUUACGUCUCCUGAGCCGGAUGAGAGGGAGGUUGAGGGGCGGCCGUCUGCUCCGCUGCUGCUGCUGUCGAGUUUAUAUGAUCCUAUUACGCCGUUGGCUAGUGCGCGGACUGUUGCGAAGGGUCAUCCGGGGGCGAGGGUGGUGAUGCAGAGAGGUGUAGGGCACUGCACCUUGCUGGCUGGGCCGAGUAAUUGUACGAGGGGGGUGAUGAGGGCGUAUAUGGCGACGGGGGAUGUUCCUGCGGAGGGGACGGUUUGUGAGGGCGAUUAUUAG
Pochonia chlamydosporia 170 is the source of this 1692-nucleotide messenger RNA. RefSeq names its product peptidase S33, tripeptidyl-peptidase. The transcript has 3 exons. Bases 1 to 1692 code for a protein of 563 amino acids. The record is from RefSeq and is a predicted model, not a curated record. Lineage: Eukaryota; Fungi; Ascomycota; Sordariomycetes; Hypocreales; Clavicipitaceae.